AACAACUAAUGUAAAAUGAGCAAAUAAUGGUACAUAACUGAAAGAGAAUUGACUUUAAAGAAUACUUACUAUGUUCACGAUCACGAGUCCACUCGAAAGGAAAAUGUAGAACAAUUUGUAAAGUUAUUUAGACCGCAAAGAGUUUCAACAGCAACCAACAUCUUCGAAAUGCAAAUUCAUUGUGGGACUAGGCCUAGUAUUAUCAGUUAUAAUAAUUUGGUAGGUCGUGCGCGUCUAUAAUGAAAAAUGUCGAGGGGCGGUGGCCAAAACCGCAACCCUGAGGUUGACAGUACCUUUAUAAACGGAGAUUUGUGCUUGAUGCUCCCAUAUCCCUUGUAUCAUCUUUUGAAAAUAGACCUAGAUCUUUGUCGAAAUGUGGCGGAUUAUUUGUAUGACGUUGCUGUCGAUAUCACUAUGGUCCAGUAUCCGAGGUCAAGAGUACCUGCCUCCUAAAGCUGGCGGUGGGAAGAAAGCUACAGAAGCUGCCUUACCAGCGAGCUACGACUUCGCAUACGACGUGCAAGACAAUCAAGUGAGUCUGGACUUCGGUCACAACGAGAAGCGUAAGGACGACAAAGUGACGGGCUCCUACCAUGUACUGCUGCCCGACGGACGUAUGCAGCUUGUCGAGUACGAAGCUGGUAGCGAAGGAUUUAAACCUCAGGUGAUGUACAUGGGCACGGCUACCUACCCGGCGCCGAAUGCGGACAAGUUCGACGGCUACCAUUACAACGCUGCGUCUAACAGGCAAACUGUGCGGCAACCAGCGCCACGAAACUCCCCGCGGCAGCAACCGACGCCUCCGCCACCGGCGCCUUCCCCGCCCAUACAUCCAAGUCAUCCAACCAUACAUCAACCACAAACCAACCACGUGACUAACACCACUACGCAGAAAACCAUCUAACAAUAUUCAAGAACAACACCGGACUGAACUAACUUGACCAACGACUAUCAAAAUUAUUUAGUUAUUAUUUAAAAUCCCUAGAUGGCAGUGCUCGCAUGUAAAUCUAUGGUCUAUUGAAGGGAAAACAAAGGUAUAAUCUGGCAACAUCGCUGACAAAAACUAUUAACGCGCGAAAACAAAAAGUUCACGAAAGAAGCACUCUAAUAAACUGAUUUUAUGAUUUAUAACUUUUCAAAAUUGAGUUCAUACAAUAUAUAAAUGUCAUUGGUUCAUAUGAUACGAAAACGAACUGAGCAACUCUGUUAAAUAUCAGAGUAAUGUUUUGAGUAUUUUAUGACCAAAUUUUUUGUAAUCAUGAAAAUAUACUGUGUUUUUAUAUUUAUUUUAA
Molecule: messenger RNA, 1292 nt
Organism: Pectinophora gossypiella (pink bollworm)
Lineage: Eukaryota; Metazoa; Arthropoda; Insecta; Lepidoptera; Gelechiidae
Gene: CPR139
Exons: 4
Coding region: 374-904 (176 amino acids)
Cellular component (GO): extracellular matrix
Source: RefSeq, a predicted model, not a curated record